CCAACAAGAAAGGGGUUGGCUUCAGCAGUCACCAACAGCCCAGGCGCUCGAAGCGAAGUCCCAAUUUCCCUUCCGGAGAGUUGAGCGGAAAGGGCUGCUCCUGCUGCUGAUCCGCAGUUCAGGACGCGAAGUCGAGGGAGAGACACGGGGGCUGUACCAUGGCUGGAUACCUCGGCGUGGCAGGGCCCAGCCUGUGGCUACUCUGGAGUUAUAUAAUCUUUGGAAAUGGACUUCAUAUAGAGAUUCUUGGCGGAAGGUAUGACCAAGUAUUCCAUCAGGACAGCCUAAUCAGGCAAAAGCGAGAAUGGAUUGUCCCAUCUGCCAAGAUCUGGGAAGAGCGUGACAAUUCCCAGAAGAAUCCAAUUGCUAAAAUACGGUCUGACAAAGAAGUUGAACCAGGAGUAAUUAUUACUUACACCAUUUCUGGCCAAGGAGUCACAGAACCACCAUAUCAUUUGUUUGUGAUUAAUGGGAAAACUGGAGAACUGAACAUAACUGGAAUAGUUGAUCGGGAACAAACCCCAAUGUUACAUCUGAAGGGCUAUGCACUGAAUCAAAAAGGUGAAUAUCUGGAAAGGCCGCUGGAUCUGCUGAUUAGAGUUCUGGAUAUAAAUGACAAUGAGCCAGUGUUUUCACAGGCAGUUUUUAUGGGUUCUGUUGAAGAACUGUGUAAUGUAGGUACUCUUGUGCUGAAGAUAAAUGCAACUGAUGCAGAUGAGCCCAAUACACUCAACUCCAAAAUUGCUUUUAAAAUUAUUUCACAAGAACCUAGUAAUCCUCCUGCAUUUAUAAUUAACCAAGCAACAGGCGAAGUUCAGACCGCAAUAUUCCAGCUUGACAGAGAGGUGCACAGUAAGUAUUCCUUGGUUGUGGAAGCAAGAGACUUUGGUGGCGAUUCAAAUGGGCAUGGUCAAGAGACCACUGUACAGAUCAAGAUUCUGGAUGUUAAUGACAAUAUCCCCGUCCUUGAAAAGGCUGUGUAUGAAGGAAGUGUAAAGGAAAAUAUAGCUAAUGUGGAGAUCAUGCGCCUGAAAGUCUUUGAUCAAGAUGAACAAUUUACUGAUAACUGGCUGGCAAACUUCAUGGUUGUGUCUGGCAAUGAAGGAGGCUAUUUCCAUAUAGAAACAGAUUCACAAACCAACGAAGGAAUUCUUACUCUGAUUAAGGAAAUAAAUUAUGAAGAAUUGCAGACACUUGACCUGAAGAUAGUUGUUUCUAACAAAGCAGCAUAUCACAAAUCAAUUAUUAGUCAAGGUUACCAAGCAAAACCAGUUCCUAUUAGAAUUAAAGUGGAAAAUGUGAGGGAAGGCCCCAUAUUUAAGCCCAAAACGUUAGUGAUUAAAACAAGUGAAACAAUGAAAAUAAACCAGCUUAUUGGAAGCUUUCAAGCUUAUGAUGAAGACACUGGAAAAAUAGCAGAACACAUCACGUAUGCCAAAGGUACUGAUAUUGCAAACUGGUUGACAGUAAAUUCUAAAACAGCUGAAAUCAGACUGCUUAAAGUCCCAGACUAUGAAUCACUGUAUGUCGUCAAUGGUACUUACACUGUAACAAUUUUGGCCAUAACUACUGACUACCCUCCAAAAACAGCUACAGGUACCAUUGUUAUUCAGGUUGAAGACACAAAUGAUCACUGCCCAAUUCUUGUGACUCCAACAACAACUCUCUGUACUGAUGCAAAGUAUAUUAAUAUCAGUGCUGAGGAUCAAGAUGGACAUCCAAAUGGUGGCCCUUUCACUUUCAUGGUCAUUGAUGAACCUGGAAGAAUGUCAGACAAAUGGAGAAUUGGCCAGAUAGAUGGGACUAGAGCCCAGCUUCUACCCCAGGAUGUGACACCUGGCAUAUACAAAAUUCCUGUUUUAGUGAAAGAUAACCAAGGUUUCAGCUGUCCUGACCAACAAGUUCUGGAGGUGCACGUUUGUGAUUGCAAGGGUGACGGUGGUUGCAAAGAAGCAAUUGUUAGCUCCUCUGUUUUUCUGGGACCUGCUGCAGUUGCACUGAUGAUCUUGGCAUUUUUGCUGCUACUCCUCGUACCUCUCUUACUGCUGGCUUGUGGCUUUGGAUCAGGUGGUGGGAAAGGCUUUGUAGCCAUACCUGAUAACAGUGAAGAAAUGUUGCGUAACUGGAAUAGUGAAGGAGCAGCACCUGAAGACAAGGCAAUCCUGAACCUCCUUACUUCCUCUGGUUUGGAAAAGAACCUGGGAAGUGGGGCAGCCAUCGCAGGUGCAGGAGCAGCAGCUGGAGCAGCAGCAGCAGCAGGGAGCGGCUUUUCCUCUGCAGUCAAGGAGCAGCAUGUCAGCAGCAACACGAUCACGAGAUGGCAGAGAGAAGAGCAAGAAGCUCUUCUUUCCAGUGCAGCGUUUGGAGGUGCCGCAGCAGGGGCGGGCUUGACUGCAGGCAGGACAGUACUGAUGGGAGCUGGCAGAACCCUGGCCAUGGGAAGUGGCACCAUCAGGAAUGAAGAAUUCUUACGGGAUUACUUCAGUGAGAAAGCUGAUACUUUUGCUGAUGCGGAUGAAGUGCAGCUUGCCAAAGAUUGCCUACUCAUUUACUCACAGGAAGAAGAACAUGAUUCCCCUCAUGGUUCAGUUGGCUGUUGUAGCUUUAUUGAAGGCGACUUUGAUGAACAUCUCCUGGAUGACUUGGGAGACAAAUUUAAGACUCUGGCUGAGAUCUGCAUGGGCAAACACACAGGCCUAGAAGCAGAGCAGCUCAGCUCUCACACCCAGAAAGUAAUGAAUGGAUCCGGUCUGCAAUACUCACAGCAGCAAAAUGCACUGAAUGCUGAACACACCUAUUCUUCGGGGUCUGUCUACAACGUACCUGAACUUGGGAAAGGCUUUGGUUCCGAAACUGUGACUGAGGAAACGGUAACUGAGACAACUGUUAAAACUAAGCCUGGCCUGCAGCCAGUAAAGCGGAUCCCAGACCCUAUGAUUAGUAGCAGCAGCAAUGUUGUAGUGACAGAAACAUCCUACACGGCAGUACCAUCAACAGUCAUCCGUGACCCUCAGUUUAAGGAGAAUGUGGUAGUGACAGAAAGGGUCCUUGCACCUGCUUCUAACUUGCAGGACAUGUUAGAAAUGCCUGCUGGAGUCUUCCCAGACCUUCCAGAUUCAAAGUACGUUGUCGUGAGAGAAAGGGAGCGGUUCCUUGUGCCUAGUUCUGACUUAAAAGCGUCUUUGAGCAUCCCCAAUCUGUCAGAAGGGCAGAACAUGGGAUUAACUGAGAGAGUAAUGACACCAAUUUCUGGUGUGCAGGCCACAGCUGAUUCAGGCACCUUUUCUGGAAAUGAAAGGCAGGAACAGAUUUUAAUCUCUGACUCCUCCUUUAACCAAAGUAGCCCAGAGGAAGUGCUUCCCACGGGUUCAACCUUGAGCAAGUCCUCAAGGGUCAAAAAAUACAGCUCUGUCCAAUAUACACGCUCAUAGGUGGUAAAUUUUCACCCAUCACUUCAUAUGUAGUAUUUAACGUUGGUAGGAUUGGUGCAUUUCCUUCUCAAAAGCUUGAAUACAUUGCCUCACUUUCCUAACAAUGCUUAUUAACAAUCCAUAAGGGUGCAACCUUAAAACCACUUACUAGGAGCAAUGCCUCAUUGAAUAAUGUAGGGUUUAUUUCUGAGAAGUUACUCAUAAGAUUGCUCUGUUAGAGCUCCUGCAAGAGACUCCCCAAGCUUGCACAGCUAGAAAAAAAUAUUGUUUAUCAAAAGAGUAACAUAAAUCUCUGUAUGACAUCAAAGCUAGUAUAUUUUUAGUCUGGUUGAUAAUCCAGUUAAAGUCAGUUCAGUUUUGUUCAUUGUGCAGCAAAUUCUACUGGCCUGCACCAUGAGCCUAAACAUGGUACUUUCAAUUAUUUUUUUAAUGAAUUCACUGGAUUUAUUGUUUCACCAGUGUAGUUAAUGCUGAAGUAUAUAUCAGCAAAUUUGAACAUGUUUGUUUAGUCAAACUGACUUCAGAAAUGUGUCUUUUAAACAGCACAGUGUUCACAGUCAGCUUCCACUGAGCUUGGUGGGGUUUAUUCUUCAGUCUGUACAGUCAGGAUGCAGCCUUAAAUCUACAAUUUUAACUGGUAUGAGGUUUGUUACAUAAAGAGGGAGUAUUCAUAUUCUUUAAAAGAAUGGAUCUCACUUGAUUUUAAAAAAUUAAACUCUAGAUUUUUAUAAAUUCUCUACCAAUAGAGACCAAGUGGAAUGCGAUUUUGUUUUUUGUAUUUCCUUUUCAAGCUGAAUUAGUUUGUCUGCGUAGUUGGUUCAAAUACUGUAUUUGAACAGGAUAUUACAUUUCUGAAGGCAGAAUUCCAUCCACUGUGGGGGGGGGGGGUUUACCCUAGAUGCCAGAUAUCAUCACACAAUCUUGCUCAAUGCCAUGGCCAUCAAAAAAAAUUAACCUUUGUCAAUCUCAAGAUUUCCGCCAUUUUUUAAAAAAAUGUUUACUUUAAAAAAAAUGAGGUUCUGCACUCUGGAUGCCUAUCCUGUAUUCUCCUCUGAGUUUCCUUUUCUACCCGACAGACUGUCGGGAUUCCACACCCCAUUGGACAGGCCCAGUCUUGGUUAGCCUGUUUUAUGGAAGAAGGAUUCCCUAAAGAUGAUUCCCAACGAUGUCUUUCAGAUCUGCUGAUCCCUCCCUCUUGUGCAUGGGGAGUGCAGUUUUAUUAGAUAAGAAUCAUUCUGUAAAUACUUGAGUGCGCUCUAAGGUAUGGAAUCAGGUUUGGCUUUCUUUGCAUGUGAAAUGAGUUCCUGUGUUGCUCAACAGAUAAACCACUAGAGAUAGAUCAAAUUAAAAUAAGUAUCCAGUGUGGGAUGCAGAAAUAAUAUUGGACUUAGAGAAGGAGAGAAUUCAGCCUUGAGGCCUGUUUGAUGCCCUUGUACCAUUGAUACAUUUUUGUUUCACAUACUUCGUAAAGACCUUAAGCUAAAAGAUAUAAAUAAUGACCAUAGCAUGUUUUGAGUUGGACAUUUUUGUACAUAAUAUGUCUGUCUGAUAAUUGAAAUGUUAAUAUGAGAGGAAAUAUGAAUACAUAUGUUUAUGUUUUGGGGUGAACAAUGCAUUCAUAGGAUCAAACAUCUGCUGAUUUUAAGUUUUCUCCUUUUUAAAUUCAUAGUUCUGUCUAUGGCUAUUAUAUAUGAUGUCAUGUUAUAGUGAAUUUAAGCCACUUCAGUAGUCCACAGUGGACUUACGGUUAUUUUCAUAUUUUUCUCAUCUGGUAUGGGAAUACAACCUGCUUGAUUUCAAAAUGUAGUAACUGAUUUCAGGGUUCUUAACUUUCAUUUUAUAUAUCUUGACUUUGCUGUUUAAGCACUAGUUUUGUAGUUGAGGAAUGGGCUGGAUAUGCUGGAAUUUUUUAAUGGAAUUUGAAAUAAAACCAAAAAACCUA
Candoia aspera is the source of this 5373-nucleotide messenger RNA. It is a transcript of the gene DSG2, whose product is annotated as desmoglein 2. The coding region runs from base 159 to 3431 and encodes 1090 amino acids. The transcript has 15 exons. The record is from RefSeq and is a predicted model, not a curated record. Gene Ontology annotation, cellular component: plasma membrane; desmosome. Gene Ontology annotation, biological process: homophilic cell-cell adhesion. NCBI's taxonomy places the organism in Eukaryota, Metazoa, Chordata, Lepidosauria, Squamata, Candoiidae. Gene Ontology annotation, molecular function: calcium ion binding.